This is a messenger RNA of Erigeron canadensis, 988 nucleotides long. Its product is annotated as ferredoxin-thioredoxin reductase, variable chain-like. The coding region runs from base 94 to 597 and encodes 167 amino acids. Lineage: Eukaryota; Viridiplantae; Streptophyta; Magnoliopsida; Asterales; Asteraceae. The record is from RefSeq and is a predicted model, not a curated record. The transcript has a single exon. Gene Ontology annotation, biological process: photosynthesis.
UAACUUCGUAAGUUGUAACCUCACUGCAAUAACAGAAAAUAAAAAAUUCAGUUGACCCUGUAUCUUUGCCGCUACAUCCAACUAAAAUCGAUAAUGACAUCACCGGCGAUACUCGCUGCCGGCACCACAACCGCUGUCAAUUCACCGCCGUCCACAAUCUCCAACAGUCUAAUCACCCGCUCUUUACAUCCUUAUUCUCGUAAUCACUAUCUCACAAACCCUAACCCUAACUUCAACCGAUCAAAUCAUCUCCAAUCACUCAAAUCAGCUACGGCAGAUUCCAAGGCGGCGAUCGCCGACACUCCGAUACCAUCUCCGUCCCCGGAUUCAUCAGAAAAUAAAGGUUCCGAAAAAAUCGGAGCUAGAGUUAGAGUUAGGGUUCCAUUAAAGGUGUAUCAUGUACCUAAAGUACCUGAAUUUGAAUUGAAAGGAAAAGAAGGGAAAAUAAAGGAUUAUGUAUCUGUUUUUAAAGGAAAACAUAUUUCAGCUAAUUUGCCUUAUAAAAUUGAGUUUUUUGAAAUACUUGAAGGCCGUGGUGAAAAACCGGUUAAGUUUUUCGUGCAUUUAAAAGAUGACGAAUUCGAGUAUAUUGAUUAAUUUGGAUUUGGACAAGGGCAUUUGGAAAGUAUUUGGAGGAACUUGAUUAGUAAUAAGAAAAAUUCAUUGCAUCAGUUGGUUGGAGUUGGACCACUAUCUGAACGAGACGUUAGGCGAGCUUGGCAUACCGCGAGGUGGUCAGGUGUGGGUCGGUUUUUGUAUAUUGAUUGAUUCAUGGUUUUAAUAUUUGUUAUUGACAUAGUUUUAUGUUUCAUGAGUGUUGGUGGCUAUCUUAGUGCUGUAAAAUGAUCUACAUUUCGUAUGUGAUAGAUGCAUAUGCUAGUUAAAAAAAUAACGAUUUCGUAAAGUUUUCAUUUUUAUACGCUGAUAUAUCGAUGAUUGUAACGCUUUUGUUUUUGAUAAGUAAUAUAUAUUAAACUUUCAUUCCAAA